UUUUGGACAAAAACGCGUCUAUCCGAACGCAAGGCCAAAACGUAGAGGAAAAGAUGCGUUUUCAAAUUUUUCCAGAUUAAUGUGGACGUAGCCUUUGAAUGUCCCUGUUUGAAUCCUCACUCUGGCUUUUCAUCAAAACCCGUGCAGCUCUGAUUGGCUAUGGGAGAAAAAGAUGGAUAUCUGUCUUUUACAGCAGAAGGGAUUCCAUUGUCGUGGUUCUUUCUGUGUCCAUCAGUGGUGUUUUUCCUGGAAUUUGAGAGUUCACUGGGGACUAAAUUGUGGCGUCGAAAGGGAAUCGCUAUUGGUGAAUUUUUUUUGCGGUUAUCACUGGGUGUGUAUGGAUAUUCAGUCAGAUAUAAAGCUCACAGGGCAAACGCGAGAUAAUGCUUUUCCAGCAACGCUUAGCACAGGUCCUUUUAAAGUGUUUAAUAAUGAACAGAAUGAAAACAAAGACAUAAACAACGUCAGAAAGCUGAGAGUGAAUUUUACAAUGACUUCUCGGUGACGCAUGACAUCAUAACGAGUUUAUCAAGACUUUCACCCACAAGUGGCUUACGAGUUGCUAUCGGCAGAACAACACUGCCAUGAAUAAUUAAAGUUCUUAUAUACUAAUUAGUUAAACUGCCAUUGACAUGAGGGACAUUGUAUUGCAGCGUGAAGUGAACAUUAUUGAUUUUCUCCCUCUUAUAAUGGUUAACCACAUCAGUUUCUAAACUUUUUUUAUAGCUAUUCAAAUGUUAAAUUUAUCCACAAAGCAUUUCUGUAUUACUAGAGACUCUGUCUGUCCAAAGGUAAACGGAAAUGGUAACCUGCAUACACGGUCCAUUUUAUCUCCCAGGUGUUCACAGAUCUGCCACAUCAUUGUGUGUGUGUGUGUGCGCGCGCGCACCCUCACAGUCAUCCAGGACUGCAUUCCUCAAAUCUGCCACUCUUCUUUCGUGUUAUGUUGCAUUGGCCCAAUUUCCGACAAACGCCCCCCCCCUCCUUUUUUUCUCCACCCUGCUCACCUUUUUUAUUGCUCAGUUCAUGUUUCCCACCGUCUCAGCACUCGAAAGUCGUGACCCACAUAGAAGCGGCCAAAGGGAACUUAUGCAAUUUGGAUAGCUCUAUUUUAUCAAGGUAGGCCUGUGCAUGUCAAAUUUGGCGUUCACUAUUUUGAGUAUACAACACAGGCUUGAUUUGCUUGUUCCUCCUUCUUGUUAAACAGCCGGUUCAUUUUCCUGUUGGUUUAAAUAAAUAUCAGUCUCUGACGUCACUCGUUCAGCCGAGUUCAUGUGUGACGUGCGUUUAGGUGUGGUGUGCCUUCUUCAUGCUGGAGGCAUGCUGCACAGAACACGCAUAGAGCCGGGACUCAGGAGGGGUGUGUUUGAGUUUCUUUUCCCCUCGACACCAGAGGAGAAACAGAAACUUAAGCUCGGCUGUGUUUUGGAUCAUAAAAGAGGCCGGUGCCUUGUUUCUGGCUGGUGUUUGUUUGCUUGCUUGGGAAGUGGGUGACGUGGGAGAACACACACUUAAGAGCGCGUCUUGCUUUAAACCUGGAGCAGUAAAGCUGAAAGGAGUGCAGUGACAGCUCUCUACUCUGUAAAGCUCAGAAGUGAAGGGAAUUGGCAGUUUUGCAGUGAUCCUCACUUCCUUUUGUCAUGAGAAUAACAGAGGAGUCUAAAGACUGAAGUCCACUUUAGCUGUUGGAGAAUUGGAUUAUGGCGAAGAAGAACAGUCACAAGGAUACGUCAGGGGUGGAGUUUGACACGCACUCCAAAAUGGUCAUGUCCCAAGGAGGAACGUUUGAAAGGAUGAAAGAAAAGAUCCAUGCAGUUAGAGCAGUGGUUCCUAACAAGAGCAAUAAUGAGAUCGCCCUGGUCCUGCAGCACUUUGAGAACAGCGUGGAUCGGGCCGUGCAGGCCUUUGUCGAAGGCAGUGCAGUAGACAUUCUGAAGGAAUGGAAUGUCACGGGUAAAAAGAAGCCCAAGAAGAAAAAGAAGCCCAAACCCCAGCCAGAAGCUCCGGUAGAUCCUGCCCCUUCUGAAACCGCCUCGUCCCCAGUGACGGAGUGUGCAGGUGCUGUUAACGGUUUCCAUGCCAAUGGUUCGGCUGGUGCCGAUGGUGAGUCUCUGGACUCGUUGAGCGAACAGCUGGACUCUGCCUCCUUGGACGCAGCCGAGCUUGAGUUGGAACCUGCUAUGCCUGAGCUGUCAGUCACAAGAGCAGAAGCAGAAUCUGAAAAGAGCUUAGCGGCAGCCCCAAGUCCAUCUCCCCAGCAAAGUACCAAUUAUGGAGCUCGACAGAAUCAAAACAGUUCUCGAGGCAACAAGUUCCGCCCAAGGCCUUCUACCGGCCCUCACAAUGCAGUUCUGGCUCCUCCUCUUCUGCCCGAUGACUGCCAACAAGGUUCAUCUGCAGCCAAAAAGAUUGCAUCGAACAUUGACCGCUCAGUGAAGGAUCUCCAGCGGUGUACGGCAUCUCUGACACGAUAUAGAGUGGUAGUGAAGGAGGAGAUGGAUUCGUCUAUCAAGAGGAUGAAGCAGACCUUUGCUGAGCUACAGAGCUGUCUUAUGGAUCGAGAGGUGGCUCUGUUGGCUGAGAUGGAUAAAGUCAAAGCGGAAGCCAUGGCUAUCCUGGAUAAGCGUCAGAAGCGAGCUGAGGAUUUAAGGAGACUCACUGACAAGUCUGCCUCCAUGUCCGAAGAGCAACUAACAGAACUCCGUGCCGACAUCAAGCAUUUUGUGAGUGAGAGGAAGUAUGAUGAGGAUCUUGGAAAAGCUGUUAAAUUCACUUAUGAACUGGAACCUCUUAAAGCCAGCAUCAUGGGCUUUGGAUCAGUAUAUCAUCCGCAGAUUGGCUACUCCCAUCGCUCUCGCUGUAGUUCCACUUCUUCGUCAGUCACUGGCUCCGCCCCUGUAGAAGCUCCAGCUCAAGUUCAGCCCCAGGCUUCUGGUUACACAAGUCGCCCCAAUGUCCCACACAAACAGGUGUUCCAGGGUAACAGACGUAUAUUUCAGGGUUAUCCGGGUCAGCGCCAUAAUGGCAGCAGCUCCUACUACGACCGCAAUUCCAACCGGACCAACUACCGCUAUUCAGGAGACCACCGUGCCCCGGGCGACCGUGCCCCGGGCGACCGUGCCCCGGGCGACCGUGCCCCGGGCGACCGUGGCCAGGGCAACUCCUCCAACUUGCAGUUCUCAAACAGCACGAAAGGCCCCACCCACCCCUCUGUGUUAUCCUACCGGCAAGAUCGCCCUGCCCAAAACGGGCUGCCACAGAGGCAACCUCGGACACCCCCGAAAAACCCCUGACACACCCUAAAUGCCCUGCACCCUUGUUCCGGUUCCCCUCCCAUCUCCCUCCCUCCCCCCCAGUAUCCUUCAUCCAAUCCCUACCGACACCCCUUCCUCCACUCCCUUAAAGCCCCACUUCCCUGAUUUGCUCAGCUGUUCCAUACACAUGAAGAAUAAAAUUAAAGUUUACAUCUCUUGCUGUUGUUUUUUUGCUUUUCUUUUUUUAUUCUUUUCUUUUUUGUCAGUUGUAGUGCCACCUCUUCCGUUUCCCCAUAUCUUCACUUAUUUUGUUCACUUGUCCCUUUGUCUUUUACCCCCCUACCUUCAGUCGUGCAUUCCAUGUUUAACCCAGUUUGAAUGUCAUUCUUCAAAAAAAAAUGUUUUUUUUUAAAUGGCUGUUUCCCUUGUCAUUCUUCUUUCUUUAAGACUUGUCAAUUUUGUUUUGUUUGUUUCCUCAUUUGGGAGAGACCUAUGAUACUUCGUAACUGGCUAAGAGCUUUCACUCACGAAUCUUGUUUAGUCAUAAUUUGUAAACAAGUAGUGUUUACGCUAUUCGUAUUUCUUUCUUUUAGCUUUCAAUUUUGUCUUCAGUUUUGCAAGAUUGUUUUGUUUGUCUUUCCUUUAUUUUUUUUUAUAUAGUGCGCUUAUCCUACUUCAAGCUUUUGAGCUUUAAUAUAAUAUCUUCUGUUCUUCAAAUGUGAUUCCCCCCCCCCUUUCUUUUAGUGAAUUUUUUUUUCUUUUUUUUUUCCUCUCUCUCUUGAUUAAAAUUGGAAAGUAUAUGUUGUUUAGCUGCUGGGUUACUAGAUUUUGACAUUUGAUUCUGAAGUCAAUUGUUAACUGCAGUGUUGAAGGGUAGAUAUGGUUGUAAAAAGUAGAAACACGACCGUUAGUUUCUGUAGAAAUUUUAAGAAGUGCUGCUGACGAAAUUAAUGUACAGACUGUCCACGGGGCUAGAUGUUCUGAUCGCGGUCGGCCAGCAUUUAGGUACGAACGUAUGGUCAUCGUCAUUGCCUUUUUAUUUAUUAAUUUGAGUUUUGUUCAGCUCUCCCCAAGAGUGCUGUGCAGUGUUUCACAGCCUUGAUCACCAUUUCACCUCUAUUUAAAGGCCACAAUGGGCACAGAGGUUAGACCUGUGCGCCCUUAUCGAUCUUCCACAGUAUGCAUGCGGUGCAUUUUUAUUAUAUCUGCCUUUGAUCACAGAACAACCUCACUUUAAUCUUUUUAUGAUAAGGCUGUGUGUAUGUACAUACAUAAGUACAACUAGUUAUUUCACUAAACACAUAUGCUGUAUUGGUCUACAGUUUUACCAAGUAAAGAAAUACAGUUGAAGUUUGUUGAGUGCAUGUCAUUUGACCCCUUUGAAGGUGCUAAAACUGAAAUGUAGGACUUCAUCUCUUUCUCACUGGUAUACAGUGACUGAUAUACCUCAUACAUCAGCCGUUAUAACUCUGAUAGUCCGUACUGAAAACCAGGGCUGUGCUUUGCUUAAUUUGGGUUUGAGAAGUGCAUUAUAAACACUAAACAAAGUCUAUUUUUAAAAUAAAUAACCUCAAUGCCCUGAUAACAAGUCCCAUUCCACUGCCUUAACAUCUCAACCUGCAGCCUAUAAGGCUGUUCUCUUUAAUGACUGAUUUGUAGAAUGACCUUUUUCUCCAGUGCGUUUCAGUACAUGAAGGGUUGAAACUCUGUUGUGAUUAGCUGCUGCUUUGUGGUUUUCAUUCCUGGUCUCUCAAUACAGUCACUGCAUGCUUACUAUUACUGUGGCAACAGUGAAGUGUUUGCAUCCGUUUGUGCAUUCUUGUCACAAUGAUGAAAUGACCACUGUUUUCUUCUGGAGUCUGCUGCCCCUCCACCAAAAUACAGCUUGAAGAUUAACAAAGUUUCUGUGUCGUCAUCUAGGUUGGAAUUCGCAUGAAAUUGGGAUUUGGUUCACUUUGUUUGUGUGCACGUUUGAAUGUUCGUGUCUGAUACUAAAGAUUGUUGGCUAAGCAGGGAAGUCUUGAUUGUUGUUCAACCUCAACCACAAAUCCAGCCCGUUUUUUGUUUUCAUGUAAAUUUUUGCCAAAGACAUUUUUUUUUUUUUUUUUUUUUUAGUUUCAUUGUUAAUAAUAUUCCUAUUUCUAAUUUGUGUCUCUUCCUAAUGGGUCACUGACUUCAGUUUAUACUCGCCCAUUCUUCCCUUCCUUCCGCAGUUGUAUCUGUACAGAUGUAUCUAUACAUUUUGUUUUUGAGUCCCUGCAUUGGGACAUAUGUAUGUUGUAUUGUUAGGCCUAUGGUUUACAUACAGUUGUUAAAAAAAUAAUAAUAAUUAAAAAAAGUAUAGUGCAGUUCCAUUCUUCCUGAUGUAUAGAAAAAAAAAUCAUGUCCUGUUCAUUUCUUUGGUUCCAAUUAUGAGACAACUGUAAACUCAAGUGCCUUCUGUAGUUCCUUGCCUACAUUGUCAUUCCUGUCCCAUCCCAUCAUUUUCAAGUGUGGACCAAAGACAUCUCUAGCCCUUUCCAGUCUCCACUGUACAGGAUAUGUCCCCGUCUGCCUACAGUACAAGCAGCACUUGGACAAGUCUCCUUCCCCUUUGUCACUGAUUGGCACACUUCUCAGUUGCUAUGAAUAAAAAAAACAAAAUAAGAA
Ictalurus furcatus (blue catfish) is the source of this 5903-nucleotide messenger RNA. RefSeq names its product spermatogenesis associated serine rich 2 (gene spats2). Gene Ontology annotation, molecular function: protein binding. Bases 1701 to 3293 code for a protein of 530 amino acids. The transcript has 13 exons. The record is from RefSeq and is a predicted model, not a curated record. Gene Ontology annotation, cellular component: cytoplasm. NCBI's taxonomy places the organism in Eukaryota, Metazoa, Chordata, Actinopteri, Siluriformes, Ictaluridae.